CACGGCCAGCAGCACCAUGUGGGGGACCAAACUUCUGCCAGUCCUGCUGCUGCAGCACGUCCUUCUCCAUCUCCUUCUGCUUCCCACCCCCUGUGCAGAGGGACAGAAGAAAAGAAGAAACACACUUCAUGAAUUCAAAAAGUCAGCAAAGACUACUCUAAUUAAAGAAGACCCAUUACUGAAGAUAAAAACAAAAAAAAUGAACUCUGCAGACCAAUGUGCCAAUAGAUGUAUUAGGAAUAAAGGACUUCCAUUCACUUGCAAGGCCUUUGUUUUUGAUAAAGCAAGGAAACGAUGCCUCUGGUUCCCUUUCAAUAGCAUGACAAGUGGAGUGAAAAAAGAGUUUGGUCAUGAAUUCGACCUCUAUGAAAACAAAGACUACAUUAGAAACUGCAUCAUUGGCAAAGGAGGUAGCUACAAGGGAACAGUAUCUAUCACUAAGAGUGGCAUCAAAUGCCAGCCCUGGAGUUCCAUGAUACCACAUGAACACAGCUUUUUGCCUUCGAGCUAUCGGGGUAAAGACCUACAGGAAAACUACUGUCGAAAUCCUCGAGGGGAAGAAGGGGGACCGUGGUGUUUCACAAGCAAUCCAGAGGUACGCUACGAAGUCUGUGACAUUCCUCAGUGUUCAGAAGGUAAAUGAACCUGAAUGCCGUGUGGGGCACUCUGCUCCUGCUUUCUGUAGAGCUGCAUCUC
Hyaena hyaena (striped hyena) is the source of this 696-nucleotide messenger RNA. Its product is annotated as hepatocyte growth factor-like. The transcript has 5 exons. The coding region runs from base 17 to 643 and encodes 208 amino acids. The record is from RefSeq and is a predicted model, not a curated record. Gene Ontology annotation, molecular function: endopeptidase activity; signaling receptor binding. Lineage: Eukaryota; Metazoa; Chordata; Mammalia; Carnivora; Hyaenidae.